AAAGAAGGUGGCGUUGGUCAGCAACUCUGAACGAGCAGGAUGAACUGAGAAAUCAUAGCAAGGGAAAACAGAGGCGUAGAGUUCAGACACUGAUUUUGCUGGGCCAGCAUUCACGCUUUCUGAUCAGGUUGACAUGGCAACGAUUUGGUUUAUUUAAGUGCCCCUGAAUAUUUUUCCCCUGAAACGGAAGUGGAACCCUUCAACAUAUUUUUUAAAGUCUUUUGGCCACGUCCUGUCUCACUUGCCAACUGAGAACAGUUUAGAAGUUGGACUAGUAGUAAAACCUGGCUGUGACUGAAAUGCCGGAUAUGCUCCUGCAUAUUCUCUAGUAUCUGCUUCCUGCCUGUGUUUCCUGUUUAGAAUUGUCUGCUCAACCCAAAAGUUAAUAAUUCUGCUUCUGAGUUGACUCUAAAAUGGAUGUACUGUACCUCGCUGUUGAUCUCUAAAGGGGGAAAAGACCACUCCUGAGCGUGUUGUUGCUGUGGUCCUGUCUUAGGGGAAUGACACAAUGCAGGGAAUACUUUCAGACAUCUUGCCUGGUCCUGGUGUUCUGCAAUUUAUCCUGACACAGGCUGCUUUUAUCGUCUUACUCAUCGUAAUUAUGAAGUGCUUGCAUUCACGCUGCCCCUGGCUUCCCAACUGUAUGAUCGGCCAGGAUGCAGCACAGGAGAACACUGAGGUACAGGUAGACCCAGGGACCCUUGGCUCGACCAGCCUCUCUGAUGUGCCCUGCCCCAAGGCAACUUCCCAGGAAAUGGAAGAGUUCUUCAAAGACCUCCACUCCCCUACAGACAACAGGGUGGUGAGAAAGAAGCUCCUGCACAAGCUUUUGGUCUUCAUGACCAAGGAAGUGGACCAUAGGGGUGCCUGCUUAAUGCUGGCUGAUAUGGGCAUCUCCCUGGAGGUUCCACCAGAUGCUGUGAGCCUGGGCCGUGUGGAGAGAGUCUCCUUGGUUCUGGUGUGGGAUCUAUUGGAUUCACCCCCUCUAUUGGGGACACAGGCUCUAAUCAGUCCUGUGGUGUACUGUGGACCACACGGUGCUUCCUUCCAGCAGUUGUGCACCCUGAGCUUCAAACAUUGCGCUGGAAGUGGCACAUAUGUCAGGGUCUAUGCCAGUGACACACAUCUUCUGGCCUCCAAGGAAUGGGAGGAGUUACACAACAAGCCUAGUCGCCAAAACAGGAUAUGUAUCACCCGAGAUGAAUGCCAGAUCAAGCUUGACCAUUUCAGUCUCUACACUUCUGUUCUGGAAACCUAUGGCAGACCUGAGGUUCACAAGUGGCUACAACUGGCUGUUUUCAGCUCCCCGCUGUCUGCUGACCAGUCUCAUCAGCAAAUCCGAAUUUACUUUCUCAACAACACACCAUGUGCACUUCAGUGGGCCCACUGCAAUGAAGAGCCAUUCCGAGGCAGUUUAUGUGGGCCAGUGCAGCUCUUUGAGUUUGCCAAUACCAGCAAGGACAUGUUCCUGGUUCUCAAGUACCUUUCAGAAGCAGGCUGGGAAAAUAUAGAUGAAAAUGCUAGCCAGUAUGUUCCUUUUCUCCACAUCUGGCACGGCAAGUGUCCCUUUCGUUCCUUCUGCUUCAGGAGAAAAACAGUGUCCCCGGUUGACAGCCCCAGCCAAAAUACCAGUGAGAUCAUAGUUACUAUGCAUGUGUUUCAGAAGGACCUACAAGAGAAGUACCUCGAAGUCCUUCGUUUGCACAUAACAGAAAGUGGGUGCCAGGCAGAGAGGGUCUCACCAAAACCCUAUUGCAAUAGAAUUCCACGGGAACUCUUUGAGCAGCUGCAAAUGUUACUGGAGCCAAACACAGUGAGUGGAAAUGACUGGAGAAAGCUGGCUUCCCGUCUGGGCCUCUGUGGUACUAAGAUCAGAUUUAUGUCUUGUCAGCAAAGCCCAGCGGCUGCUACCCUUGAGUUUUUUGAGGAGCUCAAUGGUAGUCUGCAUGACCUAUAUAAGAUCAUGUUGUCCAUGGAACGCCUAGAUUGUGCUGUCACCGUUGAGGCAUUCUUAAAUGACCCUUUGCCUGACUGCCCAGGUUUAUCCCAGAGGGACAAAGAUCAGGAGAACCACUGCUGUUGUGAAGGGAAGACAACUAGUUUAGCAUCAGAGUGCGACAGCGGGUUGACAGACUUGGGAUCAGUGAAGGAGCGUGAGAUUUGUUCCCAAACCACAGAUGAGCAUACAGCAAUCCAGUAGCACUUUAAGAGCUCAGUGCUGGAAAAAGUACAGAUCUGGUUUAGUUAUGAUCAUAGACAACCAUUUAAUAAAUACUAACAGAGCCUGACACUGUAAAAAAUGAAGUACAAGGCUGAGAAAAGAACCAUUAUUACCACUCCUUAGAUAUUCUUAAUCUGUAUAUUGUAUACAGUAGGUGUAUAGUGAUUGUGUAACAUUGAUAUAUUUACAAUCAAAACCUGAAUACACUUACUAAAAAAGUCUAGAUAAUCACAUCUAAUAGUAAUUAAAACAGCGGAAGUACAUUAAAAUAAAGGCCAGAGACUUACAAAACAGCAUGAAUAAGAUUGGAACAAAAACCUCUUAACUAGUGCAAUAGUUUUGACUGUUUUAUCUCAGAAAAACUGUAUGAUGUUAGCACCCACCAAGGCAGCAAUUAAAUAUAGAAACCAAGGUAGUGUGCUGAUCAAAAUUCAAGUUUGGGUUAGGGUUUGUGUACUAAAAUAUUUAACAGUGGAAAUUUUUAUAGCAUAUGAGUCACAGUUACUGAAAGGUGAACUUUUUGCCAUCUAUGAGGUACACUUUUAGAAUUACAUUAAGUGAAGCAUAAAGAAGUUGCGACAAACUGGCUGUUAUUACUACUGUAUGCUGUAUAAAUUCCUAGGUACACUUAACUUUUCAACAUUUUUUUCUAAACUGUAAAAUCAGUGGCUAUCAAAUCACUUGUGAAUUCAGCCUACUCUUGCAAAAUUGUAAUUUGUUCUGACCUGUUACAAACCAUGCACCAUUGUUGGAAUCUCGUUUCCUUUGGUAAAUGGCUCAGGUCAUUCAAGACCGGGGCCUCAUUUGUAAAACUUGUAUAUGCCCUAAAAAGAGGCUUGAAAUGUGUGUAUACAGUUUGCCACAAAAAUGUUGGGAUUUAUAAAAGAAAACUUGAUGUGGGAACAUGUGAAUAUUUAUGGCGGAUCUGACCCAUGUGUAUGCAACAUUUUGGAGAAACUAGAUGACAAAACCCUUUGAUCAAGCAGGAAAAUACAGCCAAACCUGCUAAAUGACGACUUGCACACAUAAUAAUUAGGAUCACUAAGCCACUAUUACAUGUGUUGACAUGGCAAACAUAUUACACCUCAAAAAGGAUGAAUAUGAUGCAGACUGUAUUUUAUUUCCAUUUUAAAAGGGCUAAUGCUGCGUAUUUGCACUGAAGACCUUUUUGUUUUUUCAUCAGUUUAUAUUGGCUUUCUGUUAUCCCUUCUCAUGGAACUGACCAAUAGGUCAGGAAUAUUUCAGUCAAGCCUCACCCCAUUAUGCCCGCUGGAAGCCAUUAACUGACUGGCAAGGCACUAGAGAUUCCUAUUGUGUUAAGGCGGACAUACAAAAAAA
Molecule: messenger RNA, 3559 nt
Organism: Polypterus senegalus (gray bichir)
Lineage: Eukaryota; Metazoa; Chordata; Cladistia; Polypteriformes; Polypteridae
Product: UNC5C-like protein
Exons: 9
Coding region: 509-2200 (563 amino acids)
Biological process (GO): netrin-activated signaling pathway
Cellular component (GO): membrane
Molecular function (GO): netrin receptor activity; protein binding
Source: RefSeq, a predicted model, not a curated record